AGAAAUCCUAUUGCCAUAUGUGUAGCCAAAUAACACUACAUUUCUAUAAUUCCUCUCUAACUAAGUAAUUUAUUUUAUUUUGUGAUGGCGAAGAUUGCCAUUGGAAACGCCGCCGAGGCUUACCAGCCGGAGACCCUUCGAGCAUUGGUGGUGGAGUUCAUUGUCACCUUCCUUUUCGUAUUCGCCGGUGUCGGCUCCGCCAUGGCCACCAAUAAGUUGAAUGGGGAUCCACUUGUGGGACUAUUUUUCGUGGCGAUGGCUCAUGCUCUAGUGGUGGCGGUGAUGAUUUCGGCCGGCUUUCGCAUCUCCGGCGGCCACCUCAACCCUGCCGUCACCCUCGGCCUCCUCGUCGGCGGCCACAUCACGGUGGUGAGGUCCAUUCUUUAUUGGAUUGAUCAAUUGUUGGCUUCGGUCGCCGCUUGCGCUUUGCUCAACUAUAUGACCGGCGGGAUGACGACACCAAUUCAUUCAUUAGCAAGUGGAGUGGGGUCCAUCCAAGGUAUACUAAUGGAGAUUGUGUUGACAUUCUCAUUGCUCUUCACCGUUUAUGCAACAAUUGUGGAUCCAAAGAAGGGGAACCUAGAGGGCCUAGGCCCACUCCUAACUGGGCUCGUCGUUGGGGCCAACAUCAUGGCCGGUGGCCCCUUCUCCGGCGCCUCCAUGAACCCGGCUAGGUCAUUUGGUCCGGCCCUUGUGUCGGGGGACUGGACCGACCACUGGGUCUAUUGGGUUGGGCCCCUUAUUGGGGGUGGUCUCGCCGGAUUUGUAUAUGAGAACUUUUUCAUUGUUAGGACGCACGUUCCUCUGGCUAGAGAUGAACCAUUUUGAUCAAAGAGUUGUUCAUGUCAGUGUUGUUAUCGUGGUUGAUUUUAUUUGUAGACUUUUCCUUGUUUUUUUUUGGUGUAAUCUUCAUUUGAAUUGUUGCUAGUUUUUCUCAUGUAAUUUUGUUUUUUUUAAGAUUAUUAUGAUGGUCGAGCAAUUAAUAAAAUAUGAAGUGUAAUAUUAGUGAUGAUGGA
Salvia splendens (bonfire salvia) is the source of this 1016-nucleotide messenger RNA. RefSeq names its product tonoplast intrinsic protein 4;1 (gene TIP4;1). The transcript has 3 exons. Gene Ontology annotation, cellular component: membrane. Gene Ontology annotation, molecular function: water channel activity. The record is from RefSeq and is a predicted model, not a curated record. Lineage: Eukaryota; Viridiplantae; Streptophyta; Magnoliopsida; Lamiales; Lamiaceae. Bases 85 to 828 code for a protein of 247 amino acids. Gene Ontology annotation, biological process: water transport; transmembrane transport.